Messenger RNA from Thamnophis elegans (Western terrestrial garter snake), 1167 nucleotides. It is a transcript of the gene LHX4, whose product is annotated as LIM homeobox 4. Lineage: Eukaryota; Metazoa; Chordata; Lepidosauria; Squamata; Natricidae. The transcript is spliced from 6 exons. Gene Ontology annotation, cellular component: nucleus. The record is from RefSeq and is a predicted model, not a curated record. Gene Ontology annotation, biological process: regulation of transcription by RNA polymerase II; neuron differentiation. Gene Ontology annotation, molecular function: DNA-binding transcription factor activity, RNA polymerase II-specific; RNA polymerase II transcription regulatory region sequence-specific DNA binding. Bases 1 to 1167 code for a protein of 388 amino acids.
AUGAUGCAAAGCUCAGCACUCGCCACGGAAGGUUCUGUGAAGGGGCUUCCAGAAAUUCUUGGUGUGCCAAUGCAACAGAUCCCCCAGUGUGCUGGUUGCAACCAGCACAUCUUGGAUAAGUUCAUCCUGAAAGUCCUUGAUCGACACUGGCACGGCUCCUGCCUCAAGUGUGCAGAUUGCCAGAUGCAGCUGGCAGAACGUUGCUUUUCCAGAUCUGGAAGUGUCUAUUGCAAGGAAGACUUUUUCAAGCGUUUUGGUACAAAAUGCACAGCAUGCCAACAGGGAAUCCCACCCACCCAGGUAGUAAGAAAAGCCCAGGAUUUCGUCUAUCAUCUGCACUGCUUUGCCUGCAUUAUCUGCAACCGCCAACUUGCCACAGGGGAUGAGUUUUAUCUCAUGGAAGAUGGGCGCCUAGUCUGCAAGGAGGAUUAUGAAACAGCCAAACAGAACGACGAUUCAGAGGCUGGAGCCAAGAGACCUCGAACCACCAUCACAGCAAAACAGCUGGAAACAUUAAAAAAUGCCUAUAAAAACUCUCCCAAACCAGCCAGACAUGUGCGGGAACAGCUGUCCUCCGAGACGGGAUUGGACAUGCGGGUUGUACAGGUCUGGUUUCAAAACAGAAGAGCCAAAGAGAAGCGACUGAAGAAAGACGCUGGGAGACAUCGCUGGGGUCAGUUCUACAAGAGUGUUAAGAGGAACAGAGGCGCCAAGCACGAGAAAGAGAGUUCUGCAGAGGACUGCGGAGUCAGUGACAGUGAGCUGAGUUUCAGAGAAGACCAAAUCCUCUCAGAGCUGAGCCACAAUAGGAUAUACAGCAACAGCGGUGAGGUAGCUGGUGGACAACUGCUGAAUGGCGCUUUCUCUCUGGAUGGGACGGGACAAUCCUACCAGGACUUGAGGGAUGGAAGUCCGUAUGGAAUCCCACAAUCUCCAGCUUCCAUAUCAUCUCUCCCAUCGCAUACUCCAUUGCUAAAUGGUUUGGAAUACACAAUGGACAAUAAUUUAGGAAUAAUAGCACAUGGAGGGCAGGGGGUGAGCCAGACACUCAGAGCUAUGGCUGGAGGCCCAACUUCCGAUAUUUCCACUGGAAGCAGCGUUGGUUAUCCGGACUUUCCAACAAGUCCUGCCUCCUGGCUUGAUGAAAUGGACCAUCCUCCUUUUUAA